UUGUGUGUUUUAGAUGUACAAUUUUAAUAUGAAGAAAUUACUUGCUAACGGCGUGGUUCAAUUAUUUAAUUUCCGCAAGUUUUCUCAAAAACAAUUAUGUGAAGAUGGAUUGACCAAUUUACACAUUGUGUUAUUACCAAAACAUUUCUGUGGUCUUUAACAUUUAUAAAUGCUGAACUCGUGACAAUGCACUUCAUUUUGUCGUCAAUACUUUUUGCGAAUUAUUUUGCUUCAAUAUUAACGAAAAAAUAUUUGGUAUUGAAGAAUUUAAAAAGUUUUCAAAAGAAAUGAUUGAUUACGUAGCAAACUAUUAUGAAAAUGUUGAAGACAGAAAAGUUCUUCCAAAAAUUAAACCAGGUUACCUUAAGAGUCUUAUACCUUCAAAAGCCCCAGUUGAGCCAGAUAAAUGGGAAAAUAUAAUGGAUGACAUUGAAAAAGUUAUUAUGCCAGGUGUCACUCACUGGAGACAUCCUCACUUUCAUGCCUUUUAUCCAACUGCAAACAGCUUUCCUUCAGUUGUAGCUGAUAUACUAGUUAAUGCUUUGUCUGCUCCAGGAUUUUCUUGGAUAUCAAUGCCAGUUAGUACUGAAUUAGAAAUGGUAAUGAUGGAUUGGAUAGCAGACCUCAUAGGAUUGCCUCAGUAUUUUAAGUUUUCAUCAAACAGCACUGGGGGUGGCGUUAUACAAAGUUUUGCUAGUGAUGCAACCUACCUUACGCUAAUACUAGCGCGUUCUAUUGCACUAUCAAAAAAGUCAAAUAAAGAAGCCCAGUCAAAACUUGUAAUGUAUACUUCAAGCCAGGCUAAUUAUUCAGUAAUUAAGGCUGCUUUACUUGCUGGAGUAAAACUACAUUAUGUAGACACAGACAGCCUGUUUAGACUUGAUGGUACAUCUUUAGCAAAAGCUAUAAAAAAGGACAAAGAGUGUGGUUUUGUCCCAUUCUAUCUUUGUGCAAACUUAGGUACUACAACUUCAUGUGCUUUUGACAGAAUUGAAGAGUUAGGACCAAUAUGCAAUAAAGAAAAUAUUUGGCUGCAUGUAGAUGCAGCUUAUGCGGGAAGUUCUUUUGUAUGCGAAGAGAAUCGUCAUUUUAUGAAAGGUAUUGAACUAGUAGACUCGUUUAAUUUUAACUUACAUAAGUGGAUGCUUGUAAACAUGGAUUGCUCUGCUCUAUGGCUUAAAGAUAAAAGUAAAUUAAGUAAUGCAUUCAAUGUUGAGGCUUUAUAUUUACAUGACUCUACUAGUGAAAAAAUACCUCAAUAUCGACACUGGCAGAUUCCUUUAGCACGUCGAUUUCGUUCACUAAAGAUAUGGUUUACACUUCGUCUUUAUGGUCAAAAAGGAAUACAGAGCUAUAUUAGAAACCACAUUGAACUAGCCAGGAGGUUUGAAGAACUUGUUCGAUCAGAUGAACGGUUUGAGAUUUGUUAUCCAGUGACAAUGGGUUUGGUGUGUUUUCGUAUUAAAGGAAGUAACGAGCUAAACGAAAAGCUGAAUAUGUCAAUAAAUUCUGAAGGUUCUAUUUUUAUUACUCCUUCAAAACUUGGAGAUAAAUACAUUUUGAGGUUUGUUGUUACUUAUGAGCAUGCAAAUCUAGAUCAUAUAAACUACGCAUGGGAUGUUAUUAAAAAACACGCCGAGUUGUUAUAAAUAUUACACUCUGUUUUUGUUAAGAUUAUUGCUAAAAUAACAAUAAAAUGUUUCUAAGUCUUCAGAGCAUCGACAACUUUUUUAAGUUUUUGAUGUAAUUUUCAAACAUAAAAAAUCUCAAAACUUUUCCGCGUUUAGGUUCAUGUCAAAUAUAGGUGGUUUUAAAUUUUUAUUAACUAAAACCUCAGUAAAUUUUUUAAUAUA
This is a messenger RNA of Hydra vulgaris (swiftwater hydra), 1853 nucleotides long. RefSeq names its product aromatic-L-amino-acid decarboxylase. The record is from RefSeq and is a predicted model, not a curated record. Lineage: Eukaryota; Metazoa; Cnidaria; Hydrozoa; Anthoathecata; Hydridae. Gene Ontology annotation, molecular function: aromatic-L-amino-acid decarboxylase activity; pyridoxal phosphate binding. Gene Ontology annotation, cellular component: cytoplasm. Gene Ontology annotation, biological process: amino acid metabolic process; catecholamine metabolic process; serotonin biosynthetic process.